UCUUGCGAGCGGAGCUGCGGGCGGGCGGACCCCCUCAGCGAGGCAGCGGCGGCGGCGGCGGCGGCUGAGGAGGCGGAGGCGGCGGAGGCCUCGCUGGCUCCCGGAGGCGGCGUGGCGGCGGCGGCGGCGGCGGCCGCCCUCCCCUUUGUCUUCCCCCGCCCCGCGGGGUUGAUGUGGCUGCGCUGGCGGAGGAUGAACGGAGGAUAAAUGGUGCCCAAGGCGGACAGCGGCACCUUCCUCCUCCUCUUCCUCCUCGUGCUCAGCAUCACCGAGCCGCUGCGGCCAGAGAUGCGUUGCAGCCCCGGGCAUUUCACUUGCCGCAGCGGUUCAGUCCAGUGCAUCCCCUCGAAGUGGCAAUGCGACGGGUGGCCCACCUGUGAGGAUGAAAGCGAUGAAAUUGGUUGCCCAAAUUAUACAGGGGAGCAACGCAUUUAUCACGGGAAGGAAAAUGUGGAUUCCAGGCACAAUCGUGGAAGAGGAGGGGACACGACACGCUUCCACACCAUCAACCUGGCACAGCCGGUUCGAUUCAGUAGGAAAUGCCCAUCAGGCUGGCACCACUACGAGGGCACCGCCAGUUGCUACAGGGUGUACCUAAAUGGAGAGAACUACUGGGAUGCCAUACAAACGUGUCAGAAGGUGAAUGCGUCCUUGGCUACCUUCACCACCGACCAGGAGCUGAAGUUUAUUCUGCAGCAAGAGUGGGACUCUGAGGAGAAGACCUUUGGCCGGAAGGAUCAACGCCGGUUUUGGGUUGGGUACCAGUUUGUCAUCACCAACCGAAACAAUUCCCUCGAAGGCCACUGGGAAGUUGCUUAUAAAGGAUCGUCGGAAGUAUUUCUUCCUCCUAACCCUACGUUCAGCACAUCUCUCUCUGAAAAUGAAAACAUCCUCUGUGCCCAAUUCCAGUGCUCUCACUUCCCAAUUCUCCGGCACCACGGUUUUCACAGCUGGUACGCUGAGAACUGCUACGAAAAAUCCUCCUUUCUCUGCAAGAGAAGCCAGACGUGCGUGGAUAUCAAAGAUAACAUUGUCGACGAAGGCUACAAUUUCACCCCUAAAGGGAACGACCCCUGCUUAAGUUGCACAUGUCACAAUGGCGAGCCGGAGAUGUGCGUGGCAGCCUUGUGCGAGCGACCCCAGGGCUGUCAGCAUUACCUAAAGGAUCCCAAGGAAUGCUGCAAAUUUACCUGUUCAGAUCCUGACGGCAACAGUUUGUUCGAUUCCAUGGCCAGUGGCAUGCGCCUGAUCGUCAGCUGCGUCUCUUCCUUCCUCAUUUUGUCCCUCCUUCUCUUCAUGGUCCACCGGCUGCGACAGAGACGCCGCGAGCGCAUCGAGUCCCUGAUUGGAGCCAACCUGCACCACUUUAACCUGGGCCGAAGGAUGCCCGGCUUCGAUUACGGCCCAGAUGGCUUUGGAACCGGACUCACGCCACUGCACCUCUCUGACGACGGAGAAGGCGGGGCCUUCCACUUCCACGACCCGCCUCCACCCUACACCGCGUACAAAUACCCGGACAUUCAACACCCAGACGACCCACCGCCACCUUACGAAGCGUCCAUCAGCCCAGACAAUAUUCUCUGUUCUCCGCCAGACGGGGUCCAUUCUCAGAUGGGGGCUAACACUCAGCUGUCCUUAGGGAACGCCGACACCUCUUUGCCGCUGCCCGACGAACCUCUUCCUCCUUCCCUCGGCCCGUCCCCCUUGGAGCUUGAAAACUCUGCGGACAGUAGCACCCUCCUUGUCUUACCAGACACUCCUUUAAGUGAAAGCACGCUCUCGGAGAGCCUCGGUGGCAACCGCCACAGCCACUGUUCUCAAAAUACCAUGGUAUAAAGGAAACACAAUCAAAACAAGAGACCCACCCCCCCUCUCUUAACUGCCAGCCAGCCAGCAUUUAAAGGCCGGGCCACUGUUUGCCUGUCCGAUGUACGAGGGGAUGCUGAAUUCACAGACUGAAGUUCAGAAAUAAAACUCCCCUGUCUGGCUUUUUGCAGAUUCUCCUUUGAGUUUAGACUUGUAACACGUCGGCCCGGACAGUCCUUUUUCCAUUCUUACCUUCUCCUCUUCAGAAGAAGAAGAAGAAGAAGAAUCAAGUUGUAAAAACACUCUUUGUUUGUUUUUCUAUGGAAAAAGAGCAGAAGACGUGGAGUUUUUAAUUUCUUUUCUUUUUUUUAAAGCGGAGGAAAAUUAUGGAUAGAUUUUUGGGGGUGAGGGCGGAAGGGGAUCCUCCAUCUCGCUACCCUGUAAAAUCACGGAGGAUAAAGACCACGCGGUGUAGGAACUUCUGUAAUGCCAGGGCGUUAGGAACUUCCAGAAUAUGGCUGCUGGCUGUUGACUCUCUUGCUUUAAGUCUUCGGUUCAUCUUCAAGUACACAAGACUUUCUGAACAGGACCAUCUGAUCCUUUGAAAUGUGAGCCCAAGGAGAAAGAGACAGGCAAGUGGGUCUAUCAAGUCUUCAUCUUCACGUGGCUUCCAGUCCAGGUUGCAAAGAAGAACACAACGAAUUGAUCAAAUGCUUGCUUAUUUCCUGGAAGUAAGCAUCGAGGUUCAAGUCAAAUCUGGUUGCUUCGCCGUAACACAGUUUAAUACUUAACUGGGUCUUUUCAAACUCAGUGAACUUGUAUAUGAGAUUUCCCCCUCCUGACUUUCUCUACUAUAAAUCGGGGUGUUGAGGUUUUGGGGGACUGAGUUGGUGUGGGGAUAACAGAAUUUCCAGGGGAGUGGGGGGGAACAAUGUGAUUGGACCAAUCAGUCCACCUUCAAUGUGCUCUUUCCCUGUUAAUUUUGCUAUUUUCAUUCUCCAUAGUUAGAUGUCAAGCUUUCUUUAUCCUGCAGGAUUCAUCCGAACGCCUUAUAUUUUAACAAGAGACAUUGGGGUCAGAAAAAAAAA
Crotalus tigris (Tiger rattlesnake) is the source of this 2894-nucleotide messenger RNA. It is a transcript of the gene DGCR2, whose product is annotated as DiGeorge syndrome critical region gene 2. Lineage: Eukaryota; Metazoa; Chordata; Lepidosauria; Squamata; Viperidae. The transcript is spliced from 10 exons. Gene Ontology annotation, cellular component: membrane. Bases 208 to 1836 code for a protein of 542 amino acids. Gene Ontology annotation, molecular function: protein binding. The record is from RefSeq and is a predicted model, not a curated record.